AAGAAAAAAUGGUUAGCCUUGAUCAGAUAAUGCUGCUAAUGCCCAGCAUUUUAACGUGGGCAAUUCCACUAAUCUUCAUCUUCUCUUUCACGCUCAUUAAAACCGCAACACACAACAAAAAACAACACCCUCCAGGCCCUCCAAAGUUCCCUUUUCUGGGCCACUUGCACCUCCUCGGCCCCCUCCCCCACCGCUCCUUAUGGAAGCUCUCAAACAAAUACGGCCCCAUCAUGAGCCUCAAACUCGGCUCCGUCCCGACCAUCGUAAUCUCCUCCGCCGCSGCCGCAAGAGASKUSYUKAAASURCACGACCUSGCYUSCUGCAGCCGCCCUCGCUUGACCGCGAGCAGAAGAUUCUCCUACAACUUCCAAGACAUUGGGCUGUCUCCAUACAGCGACCACUGGAGGGAAGUGCGGAAAAUCAGCGUGCUCGAGCUGUUCAGCGCCAAGCGGGUGCAGUCGUUUCACCAGACUAGAGAAGAAGAGAUUGGCGUGUGGUUGAAGUCCAUCUCUCAGUGCUUAUAUUCUGAAGUCGACGUGAGUGAGAAAUCGUAUUCUCUGACCGCGAGUAUAAUAACGCGGAUUGCGUUUGGGAGGAGUUUUCGAGGGGGGGAGCUGGACGAUGAGAAUUUUCAAGGGGUUGUGCGUAGAGCAGUGGAGGCCAUGGGGAGAUUCCCGGCGAGUGACUUCUUUCCCGGCGUGGGGUGGAUUGCCGAUCGGGUGAGUGGCGUUCAUGGGCGGCUGGAGAAAAGCUUUGCUGAGUUGGAUGCGUUUUUCCAACGUGUAGUUGACGAUCGUAUCAACCGUAAUUCCAACAAUAAUGAAGAAAAUAUCGUUGAUGUUUUGUUGAAGAUGGAGAGAGACCGCACUCAAUCUGAUGUUCUGCAACUUACUAUAGAUUGCAUCAAGGCACUUAUCAUGAAUAUAUUUCUAGCUGGAGUGGAAACUGGAGCCGGAACAAUUGUUUGGGCCAUGACAGAGCUGAUUAAGAAUCCAAGAGUGAUGAAGAAGCUACAAGACGAGAUCAGAAGCUCCAUAAAAGAAGAUCAAGUAGUGAAGGAGAGCCACCUCGAAAAGCUUGAAUAUCUAAAAAUGGUGGUCAAAGAAGUUCUGAGGCUUCAUCCGCCGGCCCCACUUCUCCUUCCAAGAGAAACCAUCUCCCAUUUCAAGCUCAGCGGAUACGACAUCCACCCCAAAACUCAUAUCCACGUCAAUGUUUGGGCCAUCGGGCGAGACCCGGAAUCGUGGACCGCUCCGGAUGAGUUCUUGCCGGAGAGAUUCGUGGGAAGUGGCGUCGACUACAAAGGCCAGAAUUUCGAGUUUUUGCCGUUCGGAGCUGGCCGGAGAAUCUGUCCGGGGAUGAAUAUGGCCACCGUCACGGUGGAACUGGCGCUGGCUAAUUUGCUGAUGUGUUUUGAUUGGAAAUUGCCGGACGGAUUGAAAGAAGAACACGUGGACGUGGAAGAGGAAGCUGGUCUAACAGUUGCCAAGAAGUCGCUUCUUAAACUUGUUCCUCUCCCUUACUUUCAGAUUUGAUGAUAUAUAUUUUUCUGGAACAUAGGAUUCGAUGUAAUAUAUAGUUUAUCGUUAUCUUUUUUAUA
Molecule: messenger RNA, 1600 nt
Organism: Momordica charantia (bitter melon)
Lineage: Eukaryota; Viridiplantae; Streptophyta; Magnoliopsida; Cucurbitales; Cucurbitaceae
Product: cytochrome P450 71B37
Molecular function (GO): heme binding; monooxygenase activity; oxidoreductase activity, acting on paired donors, with incorporation or reduction of molecular oxygen
Source: RefSeq, a predicted model, not a curated record